Lachancea dasiensis is the source of this 669-nucleotide messenger RNA. NCBI's taxonomy places the organism in Eukaryota, Fungi, Ascomycota, Saccharomycetes, Saccharomycetales, Saccharomycetaceae. The record is from the annotation of a GenBank genome assembly.
AUGUCACAAUCGCUGGUAAACGGUCCCACCUUUUUCGAACCUUUGGAGGUUAUCAAGCCAUUGCAAUUCUCUUUGAUAGGCUCUGGGGCAAUUGCCACGGCUUUCCCAAUAUAUUCCGCUAAGGAUGUCCCAGACUCUCUUAUUGAUUUCAUGCACGCGCAAUUUAAUCGUGAGAUCGAGGAAGGUCUUACGUAUCCUUACGCCAAGCCUCUCACAAGGGAUGAAUUUCUCAAUUCGUGGUUUCUCUCUUUCUGCACUAUUGUGCUAAAGACAGACAAACUUCAGAUUGACCCCUCUUGGACGAACUGGGAGAAACUACUAUUGGGUACGUUCUACAUUAAGCCUAACUAUUCAGGGAGGUGCUCCCACAAUUGCAAUGCUGGGUUUUUGGUGAACCCUGCCCAGAGGGGCCAGAAAAUUGGCAUGCGCUUGGGCCAAAUCUACCUAAAGUGGGCUCCUUUAUUAGGAUACAAAUAUUCUGUUUUCAACCUCGUGUUUGUGACAAACCCUGCGAGUUGGAGGAUUUGGGAUAAACUACAAUUUGAUAGAAUCGGAUACAUCCCUAAGGUGGCCCUUUUGAGGGGGCACGAAGAGCUCGUGGAUGCCAUUAUGUUUGGGAAGGAUUUAACAAAAAUCGAUCCCAAGCUAACUGAAGAUCUUCACUUGUAA